Molecule: messenger RNA, 396 nt
Organism: Paramecium pentaurelia
Lineage: Eukaryota; Ciliophora; Oligohymenophorea; Peniculida; Parameciidae
Source: the annotation of a GenBank genome assembly
AUGAUUAAAUGUUAAAGUAUAAAAUUAAAAGAUUGUCAUUAUUCAUGCGGAACGUGUGGAGGAAUGGAAGAAUUAGAUUGCACUGAUUACAGAUAUUAAGUUGGAAAUACUUUUUUCUGUAAAGAAGGAUAUUAUGAUGCAGGAUUGCCUGUUUGUUAAAGUAUUAAUAGAUUCUAAUAGAUAGAAUGUAAUUAUAAAUGAAAAGGAUUGUAAAGCAAUCUGAAAGUUGUAAUUUUUAUCCGAUACAAUUUUAAUACUGUCAGAUAAUUUGUUUCAGGUUUAAAUAAAUUUAAAUGUCUCCAAAAAUAAUAAGAUGAUAGAUAGAAUCAAGUUUGCUUAGAUUAUUACAUUAUUAAUCAUUAAAGAAUGCCAUUAUUAAGGUCUCUUUUGAAAUGA